AUGGCCAUGACAAUGAGAUCGACACGCCAUGCAUCCAAGCUGGCUCAGACUGCCCGCUUGGCUCUCACCAACUCCCGCAGAUACUCGACGGCCGAGCCAGAUCUCAAGACCGCUCUGAAGGCGGUUAUUCCCGCCAAACGCGAGCUGUUCAAGCAGGUCAAGGAGCGUAGCGAUGAGGUGAUUGGUGAGGUCAAGGUCGCCAACGUCAUUGGCGGCAUGCGCGGUCUCAAAUCCAUGCUCUGGGAGGGUUCGGUGCUGGAUCCUGAAGAAGGUAUCCGAUUCCACGGCAAGACCAUCAAGGACUGCCAAAAGGAGCUCCCCAAGGGCACAUCAGGCACCGAGAUGCUCCCCGAGGCCAUGUUUUGGCUGCUCUUGACGGGCCAGGUCCCCUCGACCAACCAGGUCCGCGCGUUCUCGCGAGAGCUGGCCGAGCAGUCCCACCUGCCGCAGCAUAUUUUGGACCUGAUCAAGUCCUUCCCCCGGUCCAUGCAUCCCAUGACCCAGCUGUCCAUUGCCGUGGCGGCCCUCAACACCGAGUCCAAGUUCGCCAAGGCCUACGAGAAGGGCCUCAGCAAGGCCGACUACUGGGAGCCCACCUUUGACGACAGCAUCUCGCUGCUGGCCAAGAUCCCGCGAGUCGCGGCGCUGGUCUUCCGCCCGGACGAGGUGGACCAGGUUGGUACCCAGGCUCUGGACGCUAGCCAGGACUGGUCGUACAACUUCGCCGAGCUCCUGGGCAAGGGCGGCAAGGAGAACCAGGACUUCCACGACCUGCUGCGUCUCUACCUGGCGCUUCAUGGCGACCACGAGGGAGGCAACGUCUCCGCGCACGCCACCCACCUGGUCGGCAGCGCGCUCAGCGAUCCCUUCCUGAGCUACAGUGCAGGUCUGCUGGGUCUCGCCGGUCCACUGCACGGUCUCGCCGCGCAGGAGGUCCUGCGCUGGAUCCUGGCCAUGCAGGACAAGAUCGGCACCAAGUUUACUGACGAUGACGUGCGCAACUACCUUUGGGAUACGCUCAAGUCGGGUCGUGUGGUGCCCGGGUACGGCCACGGCGUCCUGCGCAAGCCCGACCCGCGCUUCCAGGCGCUCAUGGACUUUGCCGCGACCCGGCCGGACGUCCUGGCCAACCCUGUGUUCCAGCUCGUCAAGAAGAACUCGGAGAUUGCGCCUGCUGUGUUGACCGAACACGGAAAGACCAAGAACCCCCACCCGAAUGUGGACGCCGCCUCCGGAGUCCUCUUCUACCACUACGGCUUCCAGCAGCCUCUAUACUACACCGUCACCUUUGGCGUCAGCCGUGCUUUGGGACCAUUGGUGCAGCUCAUCUGGGACCGGGCCUUGGGCUUACCCAUCGAGCGACCCAAGAGUAUCAAUCUGCUGGGAUUGAAGAAGUGA
Molecule: messenger RNA, 1398 nt
Organism: Aspergillus fumigatus Af293
Lineage: Eukaryota; Fungi; Ascomycota; Eurotiomycetes; Eurotiales; Aspergillaceae
Gene: mcsA
Product: putative citrate synthase Cit1
Biological process (GO): carbohydrate metabolic process; tricarboxylic acid cycle
Cellular component (GO): mitochondrial matrix
Molecular function (GO): 2-methylcitrate synthase activity
Source: RefSeq, a predicted model, not a curated record